Messenger RNA from Sorghum bicolor (sorghum), 913 nucleotides. RefSeq lists its product as uncharacterized. The coding region runs from base 115 to 567 and encodes 150 amino acids. The record is from RefSeq and is a predicted model, not a curated record. The transcript has 3 exons. Lineage: Eukaryota; Viridiplantae; Streptophyta; Magnoliopsida; Poales; Poaceae.
UCUCCUACAGCCAGACGGAAUCGAUUCCAAAGGGGAACAGGGCGAGAGGGAUCCAUCUCCGUCGAGUCGAGGUCCAGGCGGCUCUAGCUCCGGCUCGUGGCCUCGCGGACAACCAUGGCCGCCCCUUCCCCCUUGCCGGUGGAGGCGGCCCCAUCGCUUGAGGCCGCGGCCACCGCCGAGGAAGACGAGUGGGAUGCUGAUGGAUAUGUUAUUCCUAAUUUGCCCACUCAAGAUAAUGAUGUGACUGAGACUACUGUCCCCAAAGAAAAAGAUCCUGAACCUUUACAGGCAAAGGAUGAGAAAAUAUACUUGGGACCUCACGGAGCGCCACCAUCUCAAGCAAAGCAGCAGGAGCUGAAUACUGUUGGCCGUAAGCAGCGUUUCCGGAACAAGCUGAAGGAAGCAGAUAGGAAAUUCACUGGCAGUGCUCAGGAGAACAAGGUGGAGAGCCUAAGGGAGCUCAUGGGUGCUAGAGCAAGUGGUACCAGCAUGCCAAAGAGCUCCCCUCGUGAUUGGCUCGACCCGCACUGCCACGAAUCAGAAUUUGACAGAAAACCAACUAGGUGACUGGCAAAUGAUGCGGCGUUUACCUAAAGGUUGAUACACUGUAAUACUGGUGCAGGUGUUAUUCGCCAAUAAUAGAUACUAAUAGAUGAAACAAAACAAAAGGGUUUCCUGUGGUGUAAUAUCCGAGCUCUGCUAUUCUCCAUGUCGCUUAAAUACCCUUAGUUCCAAUUGUGCGUGUGUUGUUGCAUUUGUGAUUUGCAAUGGAAAAAAAUGUGGAAACAAUGCUGCUGACCUGCUGUUGCAUAACUAUUAUGUAACAUAUGUGACGUGACGCCGAGCACACGCGGAAAUCUGUUCCUAAUAUUUCCAAUAAAUUCACAAAACCACACUUGAAUGUGUUUUUUCA